CAAUUGUUGAGUUGCUGCUACUCUUUGACAAUGGCCACCAAUACCAUAAUCAUUUCCCUUUCUCUCUCUAAUUAAUCGCUAAUUGAGUACUCCCGUAUCGAGCUUUUUGUCCAUAACAAUCGAAUAUCAAAAGCUAGGCAUGGAGAGCGGCGCUAAUGGAGGGGCGGAGGACGUCAAGCAUUUGGCGGCUGAGCUGGGCAAAACCCUAAAAGAAAAGGAGAGAAUCCUGGCCCCGACCCGACGCCCCGACGGGACCCUCCGCAAGCCUAUUAGGAUUCGGGCGGGUUAUGUUCCUCAAGACGAAGUCGCCAUAUACCAAUCGAAAGGCUCACUUUGGAGGAAGGAGAUGGCGGCGACUCAGGAGGUGCCACCGGGAUAUGAUACGGUGGUGGAGCCGAAACCGAAGUCGAAAUCUGCUAAGAGGAAUGAGAGAAAGAAAGAGAAGCGUCAGCAGGCUGCCCUUGACAAGGGUAAGAGUUCAGAGCAAAAUGAUGUCUCAUCUGCUGAUGGUUCAAGUUACCUGCCAGAAAAUGUAGAGUCAAUUGCAUCAAAGAUGAAUGGGCUCUCUCUUUCUGGAAGUGCCUCUUUGGUCACACCUCCUUCUGAUUCAACUGAAUGUUCAGCUCCAGUGGAUCAAGUUCAAGAUAUUGAUAAGAAGAUUCGAGCACUAAAAAAGAAGAUUCGGCUGACUGAAGCGCAACAGCAGAAAGGUGCAGAGAAAGAUUUGAAGCCAGAACAAUUGGAGAAGGUGGCCAAGUUAGAAGGCUGGCGCAAUGAGUUGAAGCUUCUGGAAGAGAAAAAAGCUGAACUAGCAUCAUCCCUUUCCUGAGCCAGAUGCACACUCUGUAAUUCUUGUGUUCUUUUUGGGAAUGUAAACUCUGAAUGGAUAGAGAGUUUGCUUUCUGUAAGGAGCUCAUUGCAUUGAAUAGUAGAUUAUUUCUUUCCAUGUCUCUCUUAAUCUAGUGUGUUCGUACAUCACUAUUCCAUUAUGGAGAAGACUAUAGGCUGUAAUGGUCACCUCAGAGCCUGGACUGGAACUGCUGCCAUUUUUUUGGUUUCAGUUUCCCCAGCACUCCGGACCCUUAAAUAGGAAUAUAUGCGAAGACUGAAGACGCAUUGUGCUUA
Molecule: messenger RNA, 1125 nt
Organism: Sesamum indicum (sesame)
Lineage: Eukaryota; Viridiplantae; Streptophyta; Magnoliopsida; Lamiales; Pedaliaceae
Product: partner of Y14 and mago
Biological process (GO): exon-exon junction complex disassembly
Cellular component (GO): cytoplasm; exon-exon junction complex
Molecular function (GO): RNA binding
Source: RefSeq, a predicted model, not a curated record